AUGGGAGAAAAAAGAGGUUUCCUGCUUCAAGUGUCCUUCGUCUGGGUGCGCUGGUCGUUCCCUUUGCGUUUCCAGCACUCGCGGAACGCCUCCAUCUGUAUCAAAAUCACUCUUCAGCUCAAGGGCUCCCAUUUGCCUGUCCAGAGCACAUUCCGUGGCGCAUCGCCAGGGACACAGCUUGCUCCAGGGCUGGAUGCGUGCCCGAAGCCAGCCGCGGGUGCUCGCCGCCAGAGAGAAAGCUUCGGGAGCAAAACUUACUUCCUUGCUGCACUGUCGCCAAUCCCGCUUUUCAUAGUAACAGUCGUUCAUCUUCGUCUGUUCGGCUGUGGCAUUGCUUGGACUGUUCUCGCUUUGUCGUCGGCUUUGGACAUCUUGAUACCCCCUCUGUCCUCUCUUUUCUCGCGGGGACUGAGACAAGUGAGGUCGAAAAGAGAUUUUCGCAGCCAAACUCUCUGCUGGAGGUCGACGCAGACGCCCAACGCUCAGAUGGCCGCCACCACCGCCGCCGCUUCGACCAAGAGGCUCAACGUCCUGGUCUACUCCGGUGGGCAAAGCUAUUCUGAUUGGAGACGCAACGUUCUGACCGAUUGUUCAGGGAAUGGAGCGACUGUGGAUUCUGUCCGCCAAUGUCUGUUUUCACUGCGUCGCCUGCUGGCGCCGAAUUAUGCCGUGAUCCCCGUGACGGGUGAGAUGAUAAUCAAUGAGCCAUGGACGUCGAGCUGUGCUCUCUUCGUUAUGCCCGGUGGUGCAGAUUUGCCGUACUGCAGGACCCUGAAUGGCACCGGGAACCGAAGGAUUAGCCAGUUCGUUAGCCGCGGAGGCACCUAUCUGGGAUUCUGCGCGGGCGGCUACUAUGGCAGUAAACGCUGUGAGUUCGAGGUGGGGAAUAAAAAGCUCGAGGUUGUCGGUGACAGAGAGCUGGCCUUUUACCCUGGGAUAUGCCGUGGCUCGUCGUUUAAAUCUUACUACAAUGGUGGCGGCGUCUUUGUCGAUGCGCCUAAAUUUGCUGAUCAAGGGGUCGAGGUUCUCGCGAGCUAUACUGAGCCCCUCAAGGUUGAUUCGGGCGAAGGACUGGCCGCGGUAGUGUAUUGCCGCGUCGGUGACGGUGCUGCUAUACUAACCGGGCCACAUCCAGAGUUUGCCGCCUCCAACUUGGACAGAAACGCAGACGGCCCAGAAUUCUGCCAUGUAAUCGAUACCCUGGCCGAAAACGACGAGGCAAGGACCGAAUUCUUACGGGGCUGCCUGAAAAAGCUUGGGCUUCAGGUCAAUGAUGAAACAGCAGCGGUACCGGCUCUCUCCCGGAUGCACCUGUCCGCCUUGGAGCCAGAUGCCGCUACGGACCUUGUUGUAGUUCUUCGGGAGAUCGUCACGGUAGAAGAUGGAGAGGAUUACAUCAAAGACGACAGUGAUACUUUCCGCCUUGAACGCCCGUCCCCGCUGAGCAUGCAUAAAGUGGCCGAUGCGCUUCCUGGCGCUGUGGAGGAGGAAGCCGAGCAGAGUUCGAGCGAUGAUCGAAUUGUCGAUUAUAGCAAAAUUAUCAAAAAUAUUGUCCUCCACGAAGAUUAUCCAUCGCCCGUCGAGACUCCUCGUUUUAAUCAUCAGACCUUUUACGCCAUGAUUAAAGAGUAUAGAUCGCAAUCUAGAGAAUCUUUAUCAGAGUUCGGUUCCCAUGUUUUAUACGGAGAAGUUGUGACGAGUACAAACUCUCUGUUGGAGAAGAAUACACAAAUACUUCGCAGACUUCCAAACGGCUUUGUGGCAACGGCCAACGUUCAAGUCGCCGGUCGCGGCCGCGGUUCCAACGUCUGGGUUUCUCCGCCAGGCCAGGCAAUGUUUUCGGUCUGCAUCCGCCAUCCAGUUGAGAAAUUUGUCGCCGCCCCUGUCGUUUUCAUCCAAUAUCUUGUUGCUAUGGCUAUCGUCAAGGGCAUAAAAUCAUAUGAUAGGGGAUACGAAAACAUGCCCGUCAAGCUAAAAUGGCCAAACGAUAUUUGUAUAUACCCUCCAGCCCUAUUCCAUCUCACGAGUGAACGCUGA
Uncinocarpus reesii 1704 is the source of this 2037-nucleotide messenger RNA. RefSeq lists its product as uncharacterized. The transcript is spliced from 6 exons. Gene Ontology annotation, biological process: protein modification process. Lineage: Eukaryota; Fungi; Ascomycota; Eurotiomycetes; Onygenales; Onygenaceae. Gene Ontology annotation, molecular function: biotin--[biotin carboxyl-carrier protein] ligase activity. Bases 1 to 2037 code for a protein of 678 amino acids. Gene Ontology annotation, cellular component: cytoplasm. The record is from RefSeq and is a predicted model, not a curated record.